Messenger RNA from Pomacea canaliculata, 4008 nucleotides. Its product is annotated as THAP domain-containing protein 4-like. The coding region runs from base 2347 to 3330 and encodes 327 amino acids. The record is from RefSeq and is a predicted model, not a curated record. The transcript has 3 exons. Gene Ontology annotation, molecular function: sequence-specific DNA binding. Lineage: Eukaryota; Metazoa; Mollusca; Gastropoda; Architaenioglossa; Ampullariidae.
CUGUGUACAAUUAGUAUCACAACAUCAACUAACACUGUACGAGUGUUUACGUGAAAAUAACAUGUUGAUAUCAAAUGUACGUGUGGUGACAUUCAGUGGAAGACUGACAUUGAUAUUGAGACGACAAGAUGUUAGGUCUACUAUCAUCACAUCCUCCCACAACCUCCUCCAUCUGACAAUAGUCGUCACUGAACACUCUUGAGCUUUGAGCCACUCACCCGUUAUUUAUGUUGUUUACUCUUUAAGUAGCUGGUUGUUGUGUACGCGCUGUAAAUAAACAUGUUUAUAAGACACAAGAGACACAGACUGAACAAGUCUCACACACAAUAAAAUAUUCAAGAAUGUCUGUCUACUAGUCUCCCGUCACCUUGUGAGUGUCUGUCUCACCAGCUUAAAUAUUUACUGUUCAUUAUAGUCCCUAAUUAACCUCUUGUCUCCCAGUGUUCUGUCUAGAGGAUUACAGACCUCUGUUGUACCGAAGCAAUCACGUGACCAAUGCCACAUACAAGGAGCCUGUGAGUUGACUGUUGUAGUCAUUGUAAGGAGUUUGCCAUGUGCCAUGUACAGUGUCGGCGGCAGCUUGUGGUUUGUGGCUUUGAAGACAUCUUGUGACAUUGGCUACAGGUGACAGUGUCUACACGUGUAGUGAUUGUAGACACAGAGAGACUGAUGUCAUGUCAGUAAACAGACGACAGUACAACCCUUGAUUACCAUUUAGAGAAGAGCAAUACUGUCACAACGCGAAAGAGUGAAAAGAAAACCAGACAAUUAGGCGCCGGAUGACGUGACGUAUCGCUAGAAGGCUGGGAACUGUGCGAUACACUAACUGUGGUGUGUGAUUGGUUGUAAUAGUAUGUCUUGUGACGUCAACUAGCGUCUAGCAUUACGUCGUGACGUAAAUGGUCUUUAGUGGACAUACGCGUGAAGCGAUGACUGCUCCUACGUCAGUGUCAGUGGAUUAUUUUCUACUUUUUUUCCUGACAAACCUGAAAGUGCGGGGAAAAACGCCAGGGGAUAGAAAAAGUAAAGAAUGAAUUACGAGAUCAACCUGACUUUCAAGCAUUUCUAUCGUAAAAGAUUGUUUAAAAGCUUGUGACGAUGCUUGACAUCGGCGUGCGAAAAAUUUGGGACAUUAACAUGGACAUCUUAAGGGUCAUGAACUUUGUGGCCGCAUCAUGAACUGCAAUUAAGCCGUCAACUAUUAGGACUGUAUCGCCAAGGUUCGUUUCAAUGUUCAGUCAGGUGUGUCAGACGUUGUACAUGACGGUGACGAUACUGGCGAUGUGAGCCUGAAUGAGGAAGUAGUACGAGAUGACUGGGACACAGUAACCUGUAGUGCAUCUAAAUUCAACUUCGACGAUUUUUUCAUCUGUGACGAAAGCUUGUAAACUUGCGGUUAACUUUAUCUUGACAAAAUAUGCGAGGAAUGUGCGUGUGUGACACACAGUGGAGAUGGAGUUGAUGUCGACGCCGGAAGUGACGACGACUGUUGAGAAUCAACAGGUCCACCACCAACAAGUGUCCGAAGCCCUCACAACGCUGGACACGUGAGGGAAGUUUGCCUUCAGGCCCCUGGGGGCAGCGACAUGUUGGGACACGUGCAACGUGCGGAACACGUGACCCAGCCUGCAAGGGCUUUGGGUAUUUGAACGGCCCCUAUCCGCUAUUUCGGAAAAUUAUGCAUACAUACGACCUUCACCCAGCACAUUACGACCUUCACCCAGCAAGUAUGUUAGGCCACUUCCGGUUUUGCUGUGCUCGUAGCAUUCUUCAAGCAUGAGGGCUCUUACAAAUAAAAAAGAUAAUCGAAUUUGCUGUGUACCUCAAUGUACAGUUAAAGCCUAUAAAUGUCCAACAUUGUCCUUCCAUGACAUUCCAAAGGACGAGCAAAUGAAGAAGCUUUGGCUUGUAAGAAUUCGAAGAGACGAAGGACCCCUCUUUCGGAUAGGAAGGUGGACAAAGGUUUGUAGCAGGCACUUUGUGCCAGAAGAUUUUCGCCCUCUACCCUUAAAAGGAAAGAAAAGGAGACUAAAGCCAAAUGCUGUACCAAGCUUGUUUACAUUAAACAACUUUCAGCGUGGGAAAGAGAGAAAGCUGCCGGCAGUUCACCAUCCCCUGUCACUAGCAAAUAUCAACACCAAUCAGAGUAAAAAUGGGGAUGCAGAGCCCACAACAGAGCCUGAAACGGCAGCGACACAACCUGCAGCGGCAGAGACGGAGCUUGCAACAGCAGCGGCAGAGCCUGUAACAGCAGACAACCCUUCUGUUGAAGAGCAGCUCUUUUUGGCAAAAGAAGAGAAUAAAGUUCUUCAAGAGAGGAUACAAUAAUUACAACAUCAGUUGCAAAUGGAGAGCAGCAGAAAAAUCGAAAACUUUGGGUUAGAGCGUUUUUCACAAGAUGAUGGAAAAAUAGAAUUUUAUACUGGAUUUUCAAAUUAUAACACAUUAAAAAUAUUUUAUGAAUACAUUGAGCCAUAUGCAAACGGAAUGUACCAGUCAUAUGGCAAAUCAGGUGAUAAACUUUAUAUGAGGCGUGCAAAUGGAAACAUGCAGCUUAUUGAUGAAUUGUUUAUGUUCCUUGUGCGUCUGAGACUUGGUCUGUUAUUAACAGAUCUCUCCGAUCGCUUUGGCAUUAGUGUAUCCUCUGUAAGCACCAAAAUUAAUGCAUGGGCAAAUUUUUUGUAUACCAUUCUUGGCAGCAUGAAUAUCUGGCUGUCUAGGGAAGAAAUAAAUGAGUACAUGCCAGUUGACUUCAGGGCUACAUUUCCAAAUACAAGAGUGAUUGUAGACUGCACUGAGCUAUUUAUGCAGAACCCUUCUUCAUUAGUCAGAAGCAGUCAUUUCUACUCUAACUACAAAGGUCAGGCCACACUCAAGUCUUUAAUAGGCAUAUCACCUCAUGGGUCAGUAACCUUUGUAUCUAAACUCUAUUCAGGCAGCAUGUCUGACUCUGAAAUAACACAGCUUUCUGGCCUUAUCGACUUGCUGGAACCCGGAGAUUCCGUAAUGAGUGACAAAGGUUUUAACAUACAAAAUAUCCUUGCACAGAAAAAUAUAUCAUUAAACAUGCCUGCUUUUUUAUCAGGAAAGGGUCAGUUUUCUGAAAAUGAAGUUGCAGCCAACCAGUGUAUCAGUUCACUACGAGUUCACAUUGAGCGAGCUAUCCGCAGGGUCAAAGAGUAUAGGCUUUUUCAUGGAAAGAUUCCUUUGACCUUGUGUGGUAGCUUAAAUCAGUUGUGGACUGUAGCUGUUCUGCUUACAAACCUAAAGCCUCCUCUUGUGACCAAAUAUGCACCCAAUGCCUCGUACGAUCCCAAUACAGAGCUGUAGGCUUUAUUAUGCCACCAGUUUAUGUCUAAAAGUAAUACCAAGAAAAUUUUUAGGAAAAUAUAUCUGUAUGUAAUAUUAUAAUAAAAACUAAGUGAGCUGCUGUACUGAUUAAUGGAGGCUGACUUAACAAUCAUGUCUAGUGCAUGUGUGCUUGUAAAAGAUAUUUUAGUUUUGUAAAUUUUUGUGUACUCACAUUACUGUAUGCUACAGCUGCUAAAGGCUCAUUUGCAAUUCCAUCUUUCAUGGCCUGUGUCAUUCUUGUCUUGGAAGAUUUAAGACUUUUAGACAAGGCUUGGAUAUCUGAAGAAUGAUAUUGAACUAUUUAGAAUUAAACAAUGCUAUCUUCUACUUGAGCCUAUUAAUUUCUUAACUUGAAAAAGGCACUCUGUCUGCAUUGGCAGUAAGCAUUGAAAAACUGUACCAGUCACUGUAUAUGGUAUAAAAUCACAAUGAUCAAUCUUUUGAUUUACAUCUAGUAAAUUAUAACAAUAUUGUUAAGAACACACUCAAAAUUAAAUAAUUAUGUACAAUAAUGUCUGGACAGCAUAAAUAUAUCAAAUGCUGUUAUGAAGGAAUAAGAAAUCUGUUCCUGCAUGCUCUAAAUUUGGUGUUUUUAUUAUGAUACUUUGUUUACUAAUCUUGCUUUGGAAGAGAUAGUAAACUAUGCUGCUUUAUUUA